Molecule: messenger RNA, 949 nt
Organism: Rhipicephalus sanguineus (brown dog tick)
Lineage: Eukaryota; Metazoa; Arthropoda; Arachnida; Ixodida; Ixodidae
Exons: 2
Coding region: 19-690 (223 amino acids)
Source: RefSeq, a predicted model, not a curated record
CAUGGAAGCAUCAUAGCGAUGGGAGGCUCACCUACGCUGUUCUUCAUUCUGCAGUUCAUCUUUGGUGCUGCUGGCUGCGGAAACUGUUCGCAAGUGCCAUUAGCCGGUGCAUUCGCCACUGGACCUACAGCCUCGGAAGCGUCCAGCGAUGCCACUUCAACUGGAUUAGAGUGGCUGCAUUCCUGCCGGCACGACCAGCUUCAAGGUUUCCUGCCUUAUCUUGCUCUACCUCAACACGUGGCAGCUGCAGGAACAUCGACAGCCCCACCUACGCCCCGUUUAAAACCGAGUGCUGCGCAGUCGCCGCUCAAUGGGCAUGGAAGCAUCAUAGCGAUGGGAGGCUCACCUACGCUGUUCUUCAUUCUGCAGUUCAUCUUUGGUGCUGCUGGCUGCGGAAACUGUUCGCAAGUGCCAUUAGCCGGUGCAUUCGCCACUGGACCUACAGCCUCGGAAGCGUCCAGCGAUGCCACUUCAACUGGAUUAGAGUGGCUGCAUUCCUGCCGGCACGACCAGCUUCAAGGUUUCCUGCCUUAUCUUGCUCUACCUCAACACGUGGCAGCUGCAGGAACAUCGACAGCCCCACCUACGCCCCGUUUAAAACCGAGUGCUGCGCAGUCGCCGCUCAAUGGGCAUGGAAGCAUCAUAGCGAUGGGAGGCUCACCUACGCUGUUCUUCAUUCUGCAGAUCUAGUACUAACGUCAUCAGAAACUGUCACGUCACCCGUACUGCACAUGCCUGGCCUGAGCGACCAUAAUAUUUUGCAUUUCACGUUCGAUUUGUCGCAUGCACCAUCAGCAAAACGGUCCAAGAACAUCAGAGACUACAAUAAGGGUAACUAUCUAGCCAUUAAUAAUGAACUGAGCUCCUUUUUAGACAUUUUCUUACCAGGUUAUCUCGGGCGCUCAGUAGAAACUAAUUGGAGUUUGUUCCGAAAUAAAGUCUCUGAACU